Molecule: messenger RNA, 1092 nt
Organism: Eimeria maxima
Lineage: Eukaryota; Apicomplexa; Conoidasida; Eucoccidiorida; Eimeriidae
Exons: 4
Coding region: 1-1092 (363 amino acids)
Biological process (GO): pseudouridine synthesis
Molecular function (GO): RNA binding; pseudouridine synthase activity
Source: RefSeq, a predicted model, not a curated record
AUGCACAGACGACCAAGGACACAGCAGCAGCAGCAGCAGCAGCAGCGGUGGUGGAGGCAGCGGAAGCCGCAGCGGGAGCAGGACCAGCGGGACCAGCAGCCGGAGGAGGACCAGCAGCAGGAGGAGGACCAGCAACAGCAGCAGGAGCAGGAGCAGCAGCAGCAGCAGCAGAAGGAAGCAAGGAGGCAGCAACGAAUAGCGCGAUUUGCUGCAUUUGCUGCAGCAAUAAAAGUUCGAGGCGCAAGUCGUACAGACAGCGGAGUACAUGCUGCAGGAGCACUGUGUGAAUUAGUGGCGCCACCCUACGCGGACUUCAAGUUGCCGCAACAGGAGCAGCAGCAGCAGCAAGAUGCUGCUCCUCAGCAGCAGCAAGAGCAGCUGCAGCAAGAGUAUCAGCAACAAGAUCAGCAGCAGGUCGACGUGCAGCAGGAGCAGCAGCCACAGGAGAAGCAGCCACAACAGCAGCAGCAACAGCAGCAGGAGCUGUUAACUAGGGAGACACUGCAGCAACUGCAGCAGCAACUAAACAUGUUGCUGCCAGCAGAUGUUCGUGUGCUGCAGGUAGCAGACAUGCAGCAGCUGCAGCAUUUGAAUUUACCGCAGCAGCAGCAGCAACAGCAACAGCAGCAGCAGCAGCAGCAAAGGUUGCAGCAGCCGCAGCUGCUGCUGCCUGGUCUAGUAGUAGGCAAGACAUACCUGUACACCUUGGCGCUGCAGCAGCACAUGCAUCCGCUACUGCGCAGCAGCUGCUGGUCUUUGCUGCAUGAUGGUCGCGUAAUUGUUAGCGCAGCCCGUGCUGCUGCUGCUGCUGCUGCUGCAGAAGCAGCAGCAGCGGCUGCUGUUCCUGCUGAAUAUGCAGCAGGAAUCAAUGAGUUGCUGCAGCACCAUAAGGUGCAGCAGCAGGAGGAGGAAGCAGCAGCAGAUGCGCUGCUGCAGCAGCAGCAACACGUGCAUUUCCGUGCUAAGCACAGAGGGGACUGCCCUCCUCCUUCUCCUAUUUGCUGCAUCUCCUCAGUACAGCUGCAGCAAAUAACAUUUAAUCCUUGGCCUAUACCGUGCGGAGAGCAGUUGGACUCCCAACCUCACGGGUAA